Molecule: messenger RNA, 1331 nt
Organism: Castor canadensis (American beaver)
Lineage: Eukaryota; Metazoa; Chordata; Mammalia; Rodentia; Castoridae
Gene: Ntsr2
Product: neurotensin receptor 2
Biological process (GO): neuropeptide signaling pathway
Cellular component (GO): plasma membrane
Molecular function (GO): G protein-coupled neurotensin receptor activity
Source: RefSeq, a predicted model, not a curated record
GGGCAGCUGGCCCAGGCUUUGGGCAGCGAGAGGGAGGGAGCGCAGGCCACGGGAGCGGGAUGGAGAUCAGCAGCCUGCGGCCCCCGAGGCCCAGUCCCAGCCCAGGGCUGAGCCUGGACGCCCGUCUGGGCGUGGACACGCGCCUGUGGGCCAAGGUGCUGUUCACCGCGCUCUACUCGCUUAUCUUCGCUCUGGGCACUGCAGGCAAUGCGCUGUCCGUGCACGUGGUGCUGAAGGCGCGGGCCGGCCGCCCCGGGCGCCUGCGCUACCACGUGCUCAGCCUGGCGCUUUCGGCGCUGCUGCUGCUGCUGGUCAGCGGGCCCAUGGAGCUCUACAACUUCGUGUGGUUCCACUACCCCUGGGUCUUCGGCGACCUGGGCUGCCGAGGCUACUACUUCGUGCGCGAGCUGUGCGCCUACGCCACGGUGCUCAGCGUGGCCAGCCUGAGCGCCGAGCGCUGCCUGGCCGUGUGCCAGCCCUUGCGCGCCCGCAGCCUGCUCACGCCGCGCCGCACCCGGCGCCUGCUGUCGUUGGUCUGGGCCGCCUCGCUCGGCCUGGCCCUGCCCAUGGCGGUCAUCAUGGGGCAGAAGCACGAGCUGCAGACUGCGGCCGGGGAGCCCGAGCCCGCCUCGCGCGUAUGCACCGUGCUGGUGAGCCGCGCCACGCUCCAGGUGCUCAUCCAGGUGAACGUGCUGGUGUCCUUCGUGCUCCCUUUGGCUCUAACUGCUUUCCUGAACGGGGUCACCGUGAACCACCUGAUGGCCCUCUCCUCCCAGGUGCUAUCACCUUCUGCUCCAGGCAACUCCAUUCCCAGCCGCCUGGAGCUACUGAGUGAGGAGGGUCUCCUGGGCUUCAUCGCAUGGAGGAAGACCCUCUCCCUAGGGGGCCAGGCAAGCUUGGUGAGACACAAGGAUGCCAGCCGGAUCCACAGCCUCCAGCACAGCGUCCGGGUUCUCAGAGCCAUUGUGGCCGUGUACGUCAUCUGCUGGCUGCCGUACCAUGUCCGCAGACUCAUGUACUGCUACGUCUCUGAUGAUGGUUGGACUGAUGCACUCUACGAUUUCUAUCACUACUUCUACAUGGUGACCAACACACUCUUCUAUGUCAGCUCAGCAGUGACCCCUGUCCUGUACAAUGUUGUGUCCUCCUCCUUCAGAAAGCUCUUCCUGGAAGCCCUCAGCUCCCUGUGUCGUGAGCACCACCCCAGGGCACCAUUAUCCCUGGAAGCCCCAGAGCCUGUCCCUAAUGGAUACAGCUUCAGGCUUUGGGAGUCCCCAGAAACCCAGACCUGGAUGAAAUACAAGAAUGACCCAUGCAAACAAGGUGACUGA